UCUCUGCCAGACUAGAGUCGCGGGUCCCGACGACAUGAGCAACUGAUUAUCGUUUGCAGCACAGGACAGAUCCUGCACCUUCUGGCUGCAGCAUGGCAACAGAGUUCCACAACCUCCAGGAGAUGCAGCCCAGUGCGUCGCUGGUGACAAAGGUGUUUAUACAGAGAGACUACAGCGAAGGGACUGUGUGUCGAUUCCAGACCAAGUUUCCGUCAGAGCUCGACAACAGGAUUGAAAGAACUUUGCUCGAGGAGACAGUGAAAACCCUGAACUCUUUUUAUGUGGAGGCGGAAAAAAUUGGUGGUCAGUCGUACCUGGAAGGAUGUCUGGCUUGUGCAACGGCUUACAUCGUCUUUCUCUGCAUGGAGACGCGCUAUGAGAAGGUGCUGAAGAAGAUUUCAAACUACAUCCAAGAGCAGAAUGAGAAAAUCUACACUCCUAGAGGUCUGCUGCUCACGGACCCCGUUGAGAGAGGAAUGAGGGUUCUAGAGAUCAGUGUGUUUGAGGACCGAGGCUCAGGCGGUUCCAGUCCUAGCAGCAGCAUGUCAUCAGCCAGCAGCGCUCGAUGACUGGAGGGUCAGCACCAGGCCUAUGGGUUCCACCACCGGGGCAGCGGGACACUUACCAACAUCCGCAUGCUGAAACAUGAAAGCACCAGGUUCUAGGACAGGGGGAGAGGAAAAAGGCAAGGAGGUUAUUCACAGCAUUCACAUUGUUCUAGGAGUGGAGCUUGCUAAUAUAAAAACAUUGAUGCACUUGUGUAAAAGGAUUUACACAAGUGCAUCAGAACUCACACUUGGGCAUGAUACAUAUCACAGCAUCCAGAAAUACCUUUCAUCUUACAAAACCCAUCCAAACCAAAAUGAUCAUUUGUUUGAUUUUUUUUCCAUUGUCCGCCCACCCACACUCACUCUAUUGUUUCUAUUAACAUAAGUCACACUAUUCAUGUAUUGUAACUGAUUACCUGUGAUUAGAUUGGUUGCCAAUAUGUGAUUGUGCCCAGGGGCGUCACUGCCGUUAUCUUUAUCAGCCGAUUUAUCUGCGUGUUAAUCAAUAUGAAGUCAAUCUGAAGUCCCUGCAGCAGCUCUGGCAUCUGAAAGAAGGAAAACUACCAGCCACCUGGGAGACACAAUGUUCUCUCUUCUCGCUGAAUGACUGCAUUCGUCUCAGGCGGUUGAGGUCAAGCUUCUUUGAAUGCUGGCAAAUUGGACCUACUGUGAGAAUAUGCUUUGUUAACAUGCAUUUGGCAUCAGUAUCAAACAGCUAACAGAGAGCACCUUGAAUUAUUUAUCCUUUUCAUUCAUGACAGUGGAUGUUAGUGAUCCACAUCACAGCUGUAGGUCACACUCCUGCACGCAUCCACACAUGCACAUAUGCAUACAAAUGCACGCAACUGUGCACAAGUACACGGAAGAACAGACCAGGCAGGAUACAUGUACACAAGUGCAUAUACAUGCACACAUGUACACACCUGUAGCUAGUGGCCAUGCCUUCCUGCACACAUAUACAGUACAUUCUUGUAAAGUUGGAGUAAACCCAGAGAGAACAUUUUCUAUGUGGUCUCAGCUCAUUGGGAACACAAGCAAACGCAGGCCCUGGGAGGCUGCACUGCUUUUCCUUGGAGGUAAGGUUGGGUAUGUGCUGUGCAUCGUGUGUGCCAGUGCCAUCACCCCUGGCACAUACUAGGAAAGCUUCUUAAUGUGUAAAAAGUCACAGAUUGCUGACCAGAAUAGGUGAUUUUGCUCCUGACACAACUGAAAGAGUCUGAGCUUUUUAUUACUAAAGCUAGAAACACUUUGGUUAUUAAUGAGAGAAAUGUGUUUUUAUGUUAGUAUGGCAGAUCUGAGGACAAUCGUCCCAUAGAGAGUUGAAUAGAUAAACUCCUUAUACCUUCACCAUAUGAAUGCCAUGCAUGUUCAAAUUAUAUUUAUUUCUCCAAGCACUACAUACAAAGACGAAAACCUAUCUGGAAUGCACUGGACAUAGAUAGAUUUGGUAUCUAUAGUUUUUUUCUUUUAGCCAUGAAACAAUUGUAGCUCCCUCAAGUCCCUUCUGAACAAACAAAUUACUCAAAAGAACAAUAUUGGAGCUCUUAUCUUUGUUGACACAGAUUUGGUGCUCUUAAUGUCAUCAUCAUCGUCAUUUUUGUUUUCUGCAUACUCAUCUCAUAACAUCAUCACCUAAUUAGCUCCAGGAACACUUCACGUCUCUUUACCAGGUUUGUGAACACACACACGCACACACCUCAACAGAGACACUGCCUUGGGUCAAUCCGUCCUGAGGGAAGAAAUUUCAGUUACAAGUGAAACAACUCACUAAGAAGUCAGUGUGGAAAUGAUGAUGAUGUCUUUUUCCAUUCCUACAUGCCAUUUGAUUGCAGCUGUAUUGCUCGGAUUACUGGAUUUAAUCCAGACAUAUUGUUUCCCACAGCAGUUGAGUUCAGCUGUGCGUGUGUUCAGCCUCCUGUGCUUUUUUCACGCCUUCAUGUUUCUUCCCAGUGGAAAGGAUAUCCAACCUGGGGCUGAUGGACUUACUGAUUUCCAAAUGACUCAAUACUGCCAAUAAGCGAAUAAUGAAGCUCAUUGGACAAUGUAUACGUGUAAAUGACUUGUACAGAAGAAGUGUAAUUUAUACGCUUGUUUAUCCCCACUGAGUUUGUGAAUUGCAAAGAAGUAGAUGUAAAUGCUAUAAAUUUAAUCAGUUCCAAAACAUCACCAUAUCCUUUAGGUUACAUUCAAUGUUUGGAUUGUAUAUUUCUCUAAAUAAGGGCCCUAUAGGUCCAUAUUACCUUCAACUUCUUAGGAUACCAGUCCUUUAUGAGAAGCAAGCUUUUGUUAUAAACAGGCUUCUAACAAUCAUUUUUCAUUAGUAUGACAGUUUUCUACAAUGCCUUGCUUCCAAACAGACUCUGGAUUGGUACACAUAAAACCAUGUAUGCGUUUGCAUGAAAGUCAACCGGCUGUCCAUCAAUUCUUAUAGGAAACCCUGUGGUCUCCAAAAGGUUUAUGACACUCUUUAAUUGCUUAUAAAACCUUCUGUUCUUAGAAGGCCUUUUAUUAUCUAACAUGUGGAUGCUUUGAGCAACAUACGGAUGUAAAUUUGUCAGAAUAAAUGCAUCAAACUGCACUACUUUAGGUUAAAACUCUCAAUAUGAUACAUUUUUAAUCCAGUGCAACAAGAUGUUAAAAAAAACAUGAUUAUUUAAUUUAAAUUAUUUUAUAAAAGUGGGAUACAGUGGCAAUCUUCAUCUCCAACAGUGACAUUAAAAUGGGCUGUACCAGACACGUGACUUUUUUCAUCUUGGUGAAAUCAAUUUUUACUUGAUGAAAUACGGUAUUUUCUUUAAUAUUUGAAAUUUAGAGAAAGAGCAGUUACAAAAGCAUAUAAAUAGUGUAAAUAAUGUAACUUAUGGUAUUGAUCGUGAUGACAGUGAUGUCACUUAGUGGUUUGAGUUACUGUUGGUUCAGAAACACUGAUGAAUAUAAUCCUCAGGGGAAAGUCUAAAUGUGCCAAAUUCAAAGAAUCACAAAAUGAUUUGUUCACACAUGUAGCCCUGGAGGGAGCAAAAGUAAUGGUAAUAUCAGUCACUUUAUGGAGUAUUGUACGAAUUUCAGGAACCUUUACUUUACUUGUUCAUAUAUUUAUCCACUCAGAAUGAACAGUUUUUUUUCUUUAUAUCAUGUUUUUCAAAAUUCUUGUUACUGAUCAAAUAACUGCAGAUCUUAUAGAAAUGUCAACAGCAUCAUUAGUAUGUAUGUGUUAUGUUUCGUACUAAUAGGUCAGUAUUAAAGGAGCUUUAUUAUUAUUGCUUGUCCUUCAUGCAUGUAUAAGCUUUGCAGUUAUGAAGCCCAAAACAUUCUCCAAGGACAGAUUUCAUGCCCAUACUGCUCCAAACCACGGAGAACCAAAACUGACGUAAUUUAAAAAAAAAAAAAGCAGAAAUAUAUAUUUAGUUUUUCCUUUUCCUUGUGCAUGCAUUUGUUGUCUUUACAUUCCCUCAUCUCUUCUUUUUACUUUACCUCAUGCAGAAAUGCAUGAGGUAAAGUGCGUGGGCCGCUCAGUUAUCCAAGCAGGCCUAUCAGUAAUCAGAUCAAUACCCGGCUUCAGAUUGGAUAUAGCCCCCUGAGACAAGGAUGUGGACACUGCCGGUUGCGCAUUAGUCUUAAUUUUGGCCUGAUCCUGUUUCUUCCUCUUUAUUGACCAAUAGUAGAGGAGCUGGACCAAGAAGGGCAGCCCUCCUCAUUUGCAUAAUGAGGCAGAAAUGAAUAAGGUAAAGUAAAAAGAAGAGACAAUAAAAUGUAAAAACAACAUAAUGCAUGUACAAGGAAAAGGAAAAACAAAAAAUAUAUAUUUCUGCCAAUAUUUUUAAUUAUGUCAGUUUUGGUCCACCAUACCAAACUGCUUGUAAAGUCUUGGUUGUAGUACAGGGUCCUCUCGGCAUCAUUCAGCACAUUAUGCUAGAAAAAUGUAAUUAUUUCUGUCCCAUGAAAACCACACUUUUAAUAUUUAAUUAAACAUUUUUCUUCCACUAUAUAUAUGGUAUGGUAUGGUAAUAUAUAUAGUAAAUCUAAUUUCUCAGGCGAAAACAGACUAAGCAGUUGAGAGUUGAUUUCCUUACAUGUACAAGGAGAACAAUGAAAGUAGAGGAAGAAGCCAGUAACAACUGGAUACUGUGCAUCUCACUUAUAAGAGCAGUAAAAGGGGCGGCAGUAGCUCAGGUGGUAGAGCGGGUCGUCCAAUGAUCGGAAGGUCGGCGGUUCGAAUCCCGCUCUGUCCCAGUUUGCUGUCGUAGUGUCCUUGGGCAAGACACCUUACCCACCUUGCCCCGUGUGAAUGUGUUUGAAUGUGUAUGAAUGUUGGUGGUGGUCGGAGGGGCCGUUAGGCGCGAUAUGGCAGCCACGCUUCCGUCAGUCUGCCCCAGGGCAGCUGUGGCUACAAUGUAGCUUACCACCACCGGAGAGGAUGUGUAUGAAUGAAUAAUGAUUUCUGUAAAGCGCUCUGGGUGCCUAGAAGGGCGCUAUAUAAAUCCAAGUCAUUAUUAUUAUAUUAAAAGACACAUAGACUGUAAAGAGCUAUAAAGCUGUCCAAGCUGGAAAAGGCUGGAUACUGUCAGGGUGAAAGGAUUAUUGCCACCUAUUCCAAAAGGAGUCAAAUGUACAUAAAUUCCCUCUUUGUUUUUUUAUUGGGAAAGAACAGUUCUAUUAAAUAGCCUAGUCAAUUUACAAUCCAUGCUAAUUGGCCUGUUUGACAGCCAUCAAAGUAAAAAUGAGCAGCUGGCCUUAGCAAUCAUUACGCCAUAAAUGAGACAGAGCCUAAUAAAAUUAAAUGUUUCUGACUUAUAAAUAUGCAAAACUUUCAUUUUAUCUAUCCAAACAUAUAUUUUCUGCACAGGUUUCAUCCUGUUCAUUUUGUGCUCCAUGCAAAAAGCCCAAAGCUAAAAUUUGAACCAGGAACCUUAAAAGACAACUGUGCUAACCAUUUUACUGACUGCCACUGUGCUUUUCUGCUAAUACUCCUGGAAAAUGAUCAAACGGUAAGAGUACAAGAUAUGGAUGAUUAUGCAUGGUGGGAAAUUCAACAAAAUGAUGGCUAUUCUAAUAUUAAUAUUUAGGUCAAAGUACUGCUUGAAGCUGCAGCAGAGAUGUGAAACGUGUUUUAUGUAGGGCUAUAUCGGAACUUAUAGACAAGGAGAAUGUGAAGAUAUUUUCAAAAUGUGGGUUAAAACACCAUAUGCCAUAUUAUGCUUCAGCUUGUUCAUGCUCCAACAGUUUUGAUUGAAGAAGACGCCCAGGGGAGUGAAGAUGAAGAUAACGUGUUAAAUUGAGGGAGUACAUUUGACUUCUGAUCUUUUCACCUAUGUCAUGUUAUUUGUUAACAUGGUCUUUUAGCCAGAAGACAGUGCAUGGCAUCUGUGCCAAAAGAAUUAACAUAAUUAUGAUUAAAUAGCCAGUAUCAUAAUGUAAAUGUCCAUCUUGUCUUUGUCAUUUACUGUAUUUGAAUGUGCAGUAAGUCAGACAUGUAGAACCAUUAAUAAGCAAAUAAUGUUUGUUUCAUAUGCAGUGACAGCUGGGAUUUUAUUCAAAUCGAGCAAUAUAAUGUCUUCCUAAAACUAUAAAAGGUUGUGUACAGUCUCCAUAGCAGUUUCUUUGAGCUACUUUGAUGCUUGUUUUGUUUUGCCUCUGGGAGACUGAGCGUGCGUUGAUGUUUUAUGCUGCAUGAUGUGUAUGACGUGUAUGUGAACAAUGCAAGUAACAGAGGAAGUGAAAUCUCUUAUCAACACGGUCCCCAGCUGUGCAGAGAAAAAGGAAUUUAUAUCUUGAUGCUAUUUAUGUGUUUACAGUGGGUUGUUUGCAUAUUAUCUAAAAAUCAUAGCUGUGCUUUUUUCAAAAGGUGAUUAAAGAUCAAAACCUGGGGGACAAAUGUUUUAACUGCCUACAAAAUAUGAAAAAUGUGAUGAUGAUGAAAAGAACGUUUAUUGUGACU
Cololabis saira (Pacific saury) is the source of this 6483-nucleotide messenger RNA. RefSeq names its product golgin A7 family, member Bb (gene golga7bb). Gene Ontology annotation, biological process: peptidyl-L-cysteine S-palmitoylation; protein targeting to membrane. The transcript is spliced from 5 exons. The coding region runs from base 93 to 569 and encodes 158 amino acids. Gene Ontology annotation, cellular component: palmitoyltransferase complex. NCBI's taxonomy places the organism in Eukaryota, Metazoa, Chordata, Actinopteri, Beloniformes, Belonidae. The record is from RefSeq and is a predicted model, not a curated record.